AUGAGGUAUUGGCAGGAAACUUUGAACACGCCUUUCUUCUUUCUUUCUUUCUUUCUUUCUUUCUUUCUUUCUUUUUUCUUUCUUUCUUUCUUUCUUUCUUUCUUUCUUUCUUUCUUUCUUUCUUUCACUGAAACCAACUUUCCGUUGCUUUCUUUCUUUCAAGCUUCUUUCUUUUUUCUUUCCUUUCUUUCUUUUUUCUUUCCUUUUACUUUUUCUUACAUUCAUUCUUUCUUUCUUUCUACUUUCUUUUUUCUUUCUUUCUUUUUUCUUUCCUUUUACUUUUUCUUUCUUUCUUUCUUUCUUUCUUUUUUCUUUCCUUCUACUAUUUUUUCUUUCUUUCUCUUGUCUUUUCUUUUUACUUUUUCUUUCUUUCUUUCUUUCUUUCUUUUUUCUUUCCUUUUACUUUUUCUUUAUUUUUUCUUUCUAUCUUUUUUAUUUCAUUCUUUCUUUCUUUCAAUCUUAUUUCUUUUUUCUUUCUUUCUUUUUUCUUCCCUUUUAAUUUUUCUUUCUUUCUUUCUUUUUUUCUUUCUUUCUUUCUUUAAUUUUCUUUAUUUUUACUUUUUCAUUCUUUCUUUUUUCUUUCUUUCUUUUUCUUUCCUUUUACUUUUUUCUUUCUUUCUUUUUUCUUUCCUUUUACUUUUUCUUUCUUUCUUUCUUUCUUUCUUUUGUGUUAGUUUUCCCUUGCUUUCUUUCUUUUUUCUUUCUUUCAAACUUCUUUCUUUCUUUUUCUUUCUUUCUUUUUUCAUUCCUUUUACUUUUUCUUUCUUUUUUCUUUCUUUCUUUUUCUUUCCUUUUACUUUUUCUUUCUUUCUUUCUUUCUUUUGUGUUAGUUUUCCCUUGCUUUCUUUUUUUCUUUCUUCUUUUCUUUUUUCUUUCCUUUUACUUUGUCUUUCUUUCUUUCUCUUUCUUUUUUCUUUCCUUUUACUUUUUUCUUUCUUUCUUUUUUCUUUCCUUUUACUUUUUUCUUUCUUUCUUUUUCUUUCCUUUUACUUUUUCUUUCUUUCUUUCUUUCUUUCUUUCUUUCUUUCAAUGUUCUUUCUUUUUUCUUUCUUUCUUUUUCUUUCCUUUUACUUUCUUUCUUUUUUCUUUCUUUCAAUUUUCUUUCCUUUUAAUUUUUCUUUCUUUCUUUUUUCUUUCUUUCUUUUUUACCUUUUACUUUUUUCUUUCUUUCUUUUUUCCUUCCUUUUACUUUUUCUUUCUUUCUUUCUUUCUUUCUUUCUUUCUUUCUUUCUUUCUUUCUUUUGUGUUAGUUUUCCCUUGCUUUCUUUCUUUUUUUCUUUCUUUCUUUCUUUCAAACUUCUUUCUUUCUUUUUCUUUCUUUCUUUUUUCAUUCCUUUUACUUUUUCUUUCUUUUUUCUUUCUUUCUUUUUCUUUCUUUUUUCUUUUUUUUCAUUCCUUUUACUUUUUCUUUCUUUUUUCUUUCUUUCUUUUUCUUUCUUUUUUCUUUUUUUCUUUCCUUUUACUUUUUCUUUCUUUUUUCUUUUCUUUUACUUUUUUCUUUUUUCCUUCCUUCCUUUCUUUCUUUCUUUCUUUGUUAUUAUGCCCGAGUCUUUCUUUUUCUCACUAAAACGAAACAGUGUCUCAGAGAUAGAUGUCUAUUUUUCACUUACUGUCAUAGUAAGUUGA
Acanthosepion pharaonis is the source of this 1626-nucleotide messenger RNA. The record is from the annotation of a GenBank genome assembly. NCBI's taxonomy places the organism in Eukaryota, Metazoa, Mollusca, Cephalopoda, Sepiida, Sepiidae.